AUCAAACAUCCAACAUUUCGUUUCAUCAGCUUCUGCUCUGAAAAUUGUUACCCAAUUAGAACCUUAAUCUUCCCCUCUAUGAUUUGCUUCUGUGAGGGACCUCUUAUCUCAUCAACGAUCAAGAUUUUCAUUUUCUUGUUCAAUCGUUCAUGUUUAUUCCUCCAUUUUCACUCCAUCAUUACCCAAUUUAAUCCACACUCAAAUCUCCUCCCACCAAAAUUUCCUUAAUUGGAUUUCUUACUCUCACCAUUUCCUCAACUGGGCACUCUUUUAUUUGUACCCAAAACUUCUCGAUCCAUGAAUGGAUUGAGCUUCAUUUUGUGUUUCUCUGUGGCAUUUUAUCGAACACCUUAAUUACAAUGGCAUCUUUAGGAUCACUUCCUUUUAUUGUCGAAACUAAAACAGACAGUUCUCUUCUUUUCUCUCGGAAAAAUCAACAGAGAUCACCGAAGCUUCGUUCUAUCGCUUACAGGCCUAAAAAGAUUCACAAUUUUGGUGUUUGUAUUGAUGGGGUUUCUCUGAGAUUCAAGUGUGUGAGAGCUAGUGGUGGAGAGGAUAGUGUUAGUGGUGAUGGAUCAGAGGAUAAAAUUCAAGCUACUAUUGAAAAGAGCAAGAAAGUUCUUGCCAUGCAAAAGGACCUACUUCAGCAGAUUGCUGAAAGAAGGAAAUUGGUUUCUGAUAUAAAAAGUAGCAUUAUUGACCAAGAAGUGGAUAGAACAUCUAAUGACCAGAUGGAGAGUACUUUGCCAAAUUCAGACAAUGCUUCAACUAGUAUGCCUAAUUUUGAGCAGCAAAUUGGCAGCACUUCCAAAAGUCAGUAUAUCCCUUCACCUGCAGAUGCAGAACCAGAAUCUACAUCUUCAGCUAUAAGUGAAGGUUAUGGUGAAGGCAGAAAGAAACUUGAACAGAAUGAAUCUCCUAAAAUAGCUUCCUCUGCUAAGAAUUAUACCAAACAGGUAAAAGAGGCAAGAUCAGCAAAAGCUGAGGUGACUUCAGAGAAAGUUUGGUCAGAUGAGCUGCCAUCUUUCCUUUUAAAUAGAGAAACUUCCACGUUUAAUGAUGAAAAGACUGAAAGUUCAAAUGAAUCAUCCUUACCUGGAAUUUACUCCAUUGAAAAUGAUCCUAAGACUGAAGAGUCAAAACCCCCACCUUUGGCUGGGACCAAUGUCAUGAAUGUUAUAUUGGUAGCUGCAGAAUGUGCACCAUGGAAAAAAACAGGUGGCCUCGGAGAUGUUGCUGGAUCCCUACCAAAGGCUUUAGCUAGGCGUGGACAUCGUGUUAUGGUUGUAGUACCUCGGUAUGGUAACUAUGCCGAACCUCAAGAUACUGGAGUCAGAAAGAGGUAUAAGGUGGAUGGUCAGGAUUUUGAAGUAUCAUAUUUUCAUGCCUAUAUUGAUGGUGUGGACUUUGUCUUCCUUGACAGUCCUAUGUUCCGCCACAUAGAGAGUAAUAUAUAUGGUGGAAACAGAGUGGAUAUUUUAAAGCGCAUGGUAUUAUUUUGCAAAGCAGCUAUUGAGGUCCCUUGGCAUGUUCCAUGUGGCGGAAUCUGCUAUGGUGAUGGAAAUUUGGCUUUUAUUGCAAAUGAUUGGCACACGGCAUUGUUACCUGUGUAUCUGAAGGCAUACUAUCGUGACAAUGGCUUCAUGCAAUAUACUAGAUCCAUUCUUGUAAUCCAUAACAUCGCUCACCAGGGCCGGGGGCCAGUGGAUGAUUUCUUCUAUGCGGAUCUACCAGAACACUACCUUGAUCUUUUCAAAUUGCACGACCCAAUUGGAGGUGAUCAUUUCAAUAUCUUUGCAGCUGGUCUUAGAACAGCAGAUCGAGUGGUUACCGUUAGUAGUGGAUAUGCAUGGGAAGUGAAAACAUCUGAAGGCGGUUGGGGUCUGCACAAUAUCAUAAAUGAGAUUGAUUGGAAAUUCAAUGGCAUUGUUAAUGGGAUUGAUACAAAAGAAUGGAACCCACUUUGUGAUGUUCACCUGAAAUCCGAUGGUUAUACUAACUACUCACCGGAAACACUUGAUAUCGGCAAGCCACAGUGCAAAGCAGCCUUACAGAAGGAGCUCGGUUUGCCUGUACGCCCAGAUGUCCCUUUUAUCGGGUUCAUUGGAAGAUUGGAUGAUCAGAAAGGUGUUGAUCUCAUAGCUGAGGCAAUUCCGUGGAUGAUGGGGCAGGACGUGCAGCUAGUCAUGUUAGGCACCGGGAGACCCGACUUGGAGCAGAUGCUCAGGCAAUUUGAAAACCAGCAUCAUGACAAAGUGAGGGGAUGGGUUGGCUUCUCCGUCAAGACAGCUCACAGGAUAACCGCCGGUGUGGAUAUUUUGCUAAUGCCGUCAAGAUUUGAACCUUGCGGGCUAAACCAAUUAUACGCUAUGAUGUACGGGACAGUUCCUGUUGUACACGGUGUUGGAGGACUACGAGAUACGGUUCAACCUUUCGAUCCUUUCAACGAGUCAGGGCUAGGUUGGACAUUUGAUGGUGCUGAAGCAAAUAAGUUGAUACAUGCUUUAGGGAACUGCUUGUUCACUUACAGAGACUAUAAGAAGAGUUGGGAAGGAUUGCAGAGACGAGGGAUGAUGCAAGAUCUCAGCUGGGACCAUGCCGCCCAGAAAUAUGAGGAGGUCCUUGUUGCUGCCAAGUACCAGUGGUGAGGGUCGAUGAUGAUUAUCUGCGCUUCUUAGCCUAAUAGACCAGUUUUUGAAAAUACAUGGAUACAGUUGAAAGAUGUUUGGUCUGCAUGAGGCUACCAAAGGUAGGGAUGUGCAAAAAUCUAUUGAAAUCAAAACAAUUGAACAGAUAAAGCUUUUUUUUGGUUCAGUUUGGUUUCGGACGUAAAUAUAUUUUGUUAAACUGAAGUUCAAAUCGAACCGAAUCAAGUAAAUCAACUGAAUUGGUUUGGAAAAAAAAAAUUAUAUCCUUCUAGUUUGGUUUUGUUCGAUUUAAGAGAAAAACAAAUUUUGAUUUGAUUUGGUUCGGUUUGAAUUAAAUGCACAUCCCUAACCCAAGGUCAUCUGCAACAGCAUUGCUAGAAUCAGUCUUCUUUUUGUCAUCUACUUAUGUAGAUUGACUCAAGAGUCCUUGGGCAUUCAACAAGUUUUUUUUUUUUUU
Mercurialis annua (annual mercury) is the source of this 3105-nucleotide messenger RNA. RefSeq names its product granule-bound starch synthase 2, chloroplastic/amyloplastic. Bases 360 to 2648 code for a protein of 762 amino acids. Gene Ontology annotation, molecular function: alpha-1,4-glucan glucosyltransferase (UDP-glucose donor) activity. The record is from RefSeq and is a predicted model, not a curated record. NCBI's taxonomy places the organism in Eukaryota, Viridiplantae, Streptophyta, Magnoliopsida, Malpighiales, Euphorbiaceae. The transcript has 8 exons.